AGUACACAUGUACUAACGUGCAGAAAUGACAUCCCGCAGAUUUUUGUAUUCAAUUAUUUACUGGCAAAAAGGGUAAAUACAAACAUUACUAUAUUUUUGUUGUAGGAUGGAAACGGUCUCCAUAAGAUGUGGCUUCACUUCAGCAACUUACGAGGCUUUGUACGCAGAUAAGUUUAAACGAGAACGUGAUCAUUUGUAAACAAUAUACUGGGGACCCGACAAAUCUCUCAUAUCGCCACAGGAAUGGAUCCUAGCAGCUGUUUUCUCGUUUUACUUUUCGUAGUCGGCAUUCAGGGACAAUGCUGUCCUCCUAAACAAUAUGUUAUCGAUGAAGACAUUGAUGCUGCAGUAAAGACACCAGACGGAAACAUAAAAAUUACAAGAGGAAUGCAGCAUGUGACAUAUGACUCAGUUGGAAAACGACUGGCUGUUCAUGGCGUAGAUUACACCAGAAACAUUAUCUCUGACGUCAUCAUGGACUAUCAACAGGGAAAAGAAUAUAUUUGGGCUAAUGGCGUCUGCAGUGUUAAACCAUUAGGAAACUUCACAGAGUCCUGUGUACCAGAGGGAGCAAAAUUAUUGCAGAAAUCGUACAUGGGGCAGCCGCCAAACGAAAUUCCGGUACAAAUGUACUUUUUCCAGAGAGAUGCAAAUGAUAUGUACGUCAGUGUCACUGAAGAAUGCAUUCCAAUGGAGGCACACUUUUCAAGUGAGACGAAGGGCUACAUUGAAUUUGUUGUGUACUCAAAUUUUACACAGGGAAUCUCCGACAUGAGUGUGUUCACUCCUCCCGACAUUUGUCAACAUCAAGGAAUGAAAUCUCCUCACGUCGCCGGCCCGCGAAGAAGAAUGAUAUUUCUGUGAUCAACAUUUUAGAACAAAUGUCAACCUUCCUGAUUUUCCGUGAAACGGAAAAUACUGCUAGAAUAAAUAUUCUUUAUGAUUAGUGAAAA
Molecule: messenger RNA, 953 nt
Organism: Ostrea edulis (European flat oyster)
Lineage: Eukaryota; Metazoa; Mollusca; Bivalvia; Ostreida; Ostreidae
Exons: 6
Coding region: 244-864 (206 amino acids)
Biological process (GO): cell-matrix adhesion
Cellular component (GO): lysosome; extracellular region
Molecular function (GO): calcium ion binding
Source: RefSeq, a predicted model, not a curated record